This is a messenger RNA of Erpetoichthys calabaricus (reedfish), 4653 nucleotides long. RefSeq names its product chloride intracellular channel protein 4. NCBI's taxonomy places the organism in Eukaryota, Metazoa, Chordata, Cladistia, Polypteriformes, Polypteridae. The record is from RefSeq and is a predicted model, not a curated record. The coding region runs from base 67 to 4230 and encodes 1387 amino acids. The transcript is spliced from 6 exons.
UGGUGAGACGGCGCAGGUGGACCGGACAGUUGCAACUGCUGAAAUUUCAGGAUAACCUACGUACUUAUGGCUGAGGAUCAUGCGCAGCUGGCCAGCAUUCCCAAUGGAAGUCUGCUCUGCAACAGCAGCAGCAUGGAAAAGAAAAUUGGGAUUCAGUCAGUAGGUGGGAAUCUUGACAAAGAAGAAAAUUAUGGAAAACCUCUCCUCCCAGGAACGACAGUAAGGGAGUGGGACAAGCAGGGCACAGCUGAAGACCUGAGCAAUGAGUCAACCACACAUCUGGAAGAAGUGAGAGCUGGAAAAGCAAAAGAGAUGUGUGGAGAUCAAAUGAGCAUGGAGGAAGGGCGGACUGGAAAGCAAGAGAAGGAGGAGGAGGAGAUCACUGGGAACGAUGGUCAAGUGAGUAGAAAUGAGACAAUGUCUGAAGAGAGGUAUCGAAGUGAAGACCAGAAAGGUCAGAGAAUGAGAAAAUAUGAGGAAGAUGUCAGAAAAGAGUUAGUGGUGAUUAUAAAGGAUGAGGAGAGACUGACUGUGAAAGAAGAAAAAGAGAGUGAGAACAGACAAGUAGUGCAGAAGAAAGUAAAACAAGAUGAGGAGGGUGGAAACGUGAUAACAACAGGUGAGGAUUGUGGAGCUCAAACUGAGGAGGAAGAAGAGAUCAAAAUCCAUAAUAAAGAAAAUAGUCUCAGACCAAUUACUAACAAGGAGUCUAGAAGUGGAAAUGAACAAGAGGAUGAAGAGAAAGUCCCUGGGCAAGACAAAGAAGAGGUGUACCUGGGAACAAAAGAGGAUGAAGAUAGGAUUGAAAUCCUUAAUGAGGAAAGUGGGAUAUGCCCACUCAUUGACAAGGAUUGCAGAGGUGAUAACAAACAAGAGGAUGAGGAGAAGGUAACUGGAAAAGGAGAAGAAAAGAGUGGAGGAAUUGCAGGGAGGUGCACUGAGAGUACAAAGGGGCUUAAAAGAGCAACAAUAACUAAAGGUGAGCCUACUACUGAUGACAAUAAACAAGAGAAGCAGCAGAAAGUCCCUGUCAAUGAUGAUGAUGAAGAAAUUGGAAGAGUGGCAGAAGUGGGUCUGGAUCAAAACGGGGGAGAAACAAAGCUUGAAAAGUGUAAGGAACAAAGUGGAAAACAAACAUUAACUAAAGAGGAGUCUGCAAAAGAGAAUAAACAAGAGGAGGAGCAGAAAGUUCCUGUCAAAAAUGAUGAAGAAAUUGGAAAAAUGGCAGAAGAGGGCCUGGAUCAAAACAAGAAAGAAAUAAAGCUUGAAAAGUAUAAUGAACAAAGUAGAAAGGAAGCAUUUGUUAAAGAUGAACCUACUGAGGACAAUAAACAAGAGGAGCAUCAGAAGGUUCCUGUGACAGAUAAUGAAGAAAUUGUAAGAGUUGUAGAAGACAGCCUGGAUCAAAACGAGGGAGAAACAAAACUGGAAAAGUGCAAUGAACAAAGUGGAAAAGUAGCACUCAUUACUGACAGAAAAAAACAGGAGGAUGGACAGCAGGUCCCAGAAGAUUAUGAAGAAAACAGAAAAGUUCAAGAGCAGUGCCUGGAUCAAAAGGAAAUUCAAACUGAUAAUCAACAAAGUGAAAAGGGGUCCAUAAAUCAAUAUGCGUAUACUGAAGAAAACAAACAAGAGGAUGAGAAGGUGGUCCAUGAGAAAAGUGAAGGAGAAAGCAGAAUCUUUACAGAACAUGGGCUCAAUCAAAAUGAGGACAAAGACAAGGUUAAAAACCUUAAUGAAGAAAGUGAACAAGAAAGAGUAACUGAAGACAGAGGUACUGCCAAAAAUAAAGAAGAGGAUGAGCAGAAUGUCCCUGGGAAAACUGAAAAAGUGAGUGAAAACAUGACAAAGGUCUGCUUUGGAAAAAAGGAGGAAUUUAAAAGCAGUAAUAAAGAAAGUGAGGUGAAAACGCUGAAUGACGAGGACUGCAGCAGUUGGAAUGAAAAACAGGAUUUAGAGAAGGUUACUGGAAGUGAGAGACUUACAGAGGAGUGCCAAGGUCAAUAUGAUAGAAAAGAGGAAGUAAAAACUCACUGGGAAGAAAGUGGGACAGGAACACCAGGUAAAGAGGAGGACACUGAUGAGGGGAUGGUUCCCAGGAAAAAGGAAGAAGAGAGUGAAAAAACUGAAAAUUGUGAAGGAGAAGAUGUGGAAAAGCCGGGGAUUAAACACAAUCUCCAAGAACGUGGAAGAGAAACGCAAACUAACACUGAGAAAACGUGUCAGAAUGAACAAGAGGAUACGGAGAAGAAACCUGAGAAUGAUGAAAAGGAAAGUGAAAAAGAUAAAGAAGAGUGUCUGGAUCAAAUCGAGGGGAAACAUGAGGUUAAAACUCCAAAUGAAGAAAAUGGGCAAGGAGCAGCAACUAAAGACGAGCACACUGAUGAAAAUAAACAAGAGGAUGAGCAGAAGGUCCCUGAGACAGAUAAAGGGGAAAGAGGAAGAAAUACUCACAUGUGCCUGGAUGAAACUAAAAAACACAAAGAAGUAAAUGAAAGAGAAACUAAAGUGGUAAAGGAAAAACAUGGGAUUCAAAAUCAGGAGGAGGAGGAAGAGGAAGAUAUGGACACUGGGGACACUGCCAAAGAGAGAAGAAGAGAAAUAACAGAGAAACUUGAGGGACAAAAUGAAGAUGACAGUGACACCAAAAAACAGGACAAAGAGAGCUGCCAAGAAGUGUUAACUGUAAAUAAAAAAGACAACCAGAGUGGGAAAGAGCUUGAAAUGUCAGAGGAGAAGUGUGCAGCUCAAAAGAAGGAAGAACAAGUGGCGGUGGAAGAGCGCAGGCUUAAGAAUGAGGAUGGGGAGAUCACUGACGAAUGUGAUGAAGAGUGCAGAAAAGAGAAGAACUUGAGUGAAGUUGAUGUCCACAAAGAAGAAAGUGACAGAGAAGGUCAUCAUGAAAGCACAAAGAAGGAGUUUGGGAAUGAGAUGAAACUUGAGGAUCAAGUAGAUACAGGAGAAGUGAAAUGGGAAGAAGAAAACAACAUGGAGGAAUUGAAGCUAUGGGGGAGCAAAUCUGAAGAUGUGAGCCGUGAACCUGGGAAGGAGAAAGGCAGGGAAAGCAAGGUGGAACAUGAAGAAGGUGGAGAAGAUGGUCAAGGCCAGUUGGAGUGGCACACAGUGGUGUGCACAGCUUCCAGAGGUGAAGGACACGAUCCCAAGAAUAAGGGGAAUGACAAGGAAAGAGAGGUCUGGAGCCGGCCAAAAGAGCAGAAGAUGGGGGCAGAGCACAGUGAAGGAGAGCCAAAGGCUGAACCUGACAUUAUAAAGAGUAAGAAAUAUAAAGCAGCAGAAGAAGGUACACGGGUGGGAUCAACUGAUCCACAAGUGGUCAUCACCAGUGAGCAGGUCAAGGGUCCAGCAGAAGAGAUAAGCCCAGUUUCCACCAAAGACAGUGAAGGGCCACUGGCACUUUCCAAGUCAGAUCUGUCUGAGAAUGGAGAAGAUGAACAACUGCAUCCAAGAGGUUCACAAGCAGAGGCCCUGGCAGUGGACCGCCUUGGAGACCCUCAAGAGUGGGACAUCUCGCUGUACGUCAAGGCUGGGAGUGAUGGCGAGAGCAUUGGAAACUGUCCCUUCUCCCAACGUCUUUUCAUGAUCCUGUGGCUGAAAGGAGUCAUAUUCAACGUCACCACCGUCGACCUGAAACGGAAACCAGCCGACCUGCAAGACUUGGCCCCAGGAACAAACCCUCCAUUCAUGACAUUUAAUGGGGAAGUGAAAACGGAUGUUAACAAGAUCGAGGAAUUCCUAGAGGAGAAGCUGGCACCACCCAAAUAUCCUAAACUAACAGCGACCCAUCCUGAGUCCAAUUCAGCUGGAAAUGAUGUUUUUGCAAAAUUCUCUGCGUAUGUCAAAAAUACCCGAAAGGAUGUCCAUGAGAAUCUGGAGAAGGCUCUACUGAGGGCACUACGGAAGCUGGAUGAUUACCUGGUCACCCCUCUACCUGAAGAAAUCGACGCUGACAACAUGGAGGAACUUUCCGUGUCCAAGAGGAGGUACCUGGACGGAGACGAGCUGACGUUGGCUGACUGUAACCUUCUCCCCAAACUGCACAUCAUCAAGAUUGUUGCCAAGAAGUACCGCAAUUUCGAAAUUCCCAAAGAGAUGACUGGAAUCUGGAGAUACCUGACCAAUGCGUACCAAAGGCCAGAGUUCACAAACACGUGUCCGGCUGAACGAGAGAUCGAAUUGGCUUACCUGCAUGUGGCAAAGAAAAUCAAGUAACAGAUAACAUGUCCAGACUUUUGGCUUGGGUUCGGGUGGGUGAAAUGCAGUCAGGGUCCAGCCUGAAAACAAAAUGACCAAUCUGUCGAGGAGAGAUGGUGCGGCCCAAAUGGAGUCUAAAGUUUUUGUUCACCAUGAUGAUGGAAGAGCUGUUUUAGCUACAGGAAGUCAGGAUGGCACAGGGCAGCACAGCCAACUCUUCACACUCUGGGAUUACACAACCUUCACCUUUUAGUGGUCUUCACGUAGGCCAAGCAGAGCUUACUUAACAAAGAUUCUCACCAAAGAAUGCGUCUGCCCGACUGCUCCGGCUCAAUUCUAUUCCACUUGUUUAAUGUUAAUCAUUUUAAAUACCGUGUCUAUAAAAGCUAUUCACUCCCUCAAAGUUUUCACAUUGUAUUCUUAUACAAAUGGCAUCCAAGU